This is a messenger RNA of Anopheles merus, 6018 nucleotides long. RefSeq names its product zinc finger protein 34-like. The record is from RefSeq and is a predicted model, not a curated record. Gene Ontology annotation, molecular function: DNA-binding transcription factor activity; RNA polymerase II cis-regulatory region sequence-specific DNA binding; zinc ion binding. The transcript has 4 exons. Gene Ontology annotation, biological process: regulation of transcription by RNA polymerase II. NCBI's taxonomy places the organism in Eukaryota, Metazoa, Arthropoda, Insecta, Diptera, Culicidae. Gene Ontology annotation, cellular component: nucleus. The coding region runs from base 4049 to 6013 and encodes 654 amino acids.
AAAAGAACAUGUACGUAUAUCAAGCAACAAAACAAAACACUCAGAUGUAGAAAAGAAAAAAAAACGAAACGAAAACAACAAUGAAGCAAGAAAGCGUGCGUAAAUAGAACGAGGCCCAGUAAGCAAGAAGAAAAAAGGAAGGAGAAAAAAAAAGAAAUUUGAAAAAAAAAAUGACAAAGCAACACAAAAAAACGGCAAAAUUGCAACAGCAAACAAACAAGGCAAAGUAGUAGUUCAAAUUGGAUAAGCAUAUUCCUACUUAUAGUUGUAUUGUUAUGCAUGAAAUUGUAAAGAGACAGAGAGAGAAAGGUAGAAAGAGGAAUAGUGCAUUCUUACACCUGCUCUUUGGAAACAUUGGUUUAGGAGAGGGGAGCAGCAACACAUCACCGAUAGAUUUAUUCCUGUAACAUGGAAGAGUAAUUAGUACUGUAAGUGUAAAUGCAUUGUGCAUGUGUGGUGUUUUCAUAUAGCGCGCAAAAAACACACACACACACGUACACAAAAUAAGGGAAAAAGAAUGCGUAGAAAUGCCGUACAAGCAACAAGCAUGCAUGAUAUGUGCAGCCUUGUGGAGGAAGGAAGAUGCAUUUGUUUCCACGGCAGCAGCAGCAGCAGCAGCAGCAUCAUCACAGUGUCCGUCUGUUGCGUGCUGAUGUUAGCAAUGAAGCCAGCGUAGUGUACUAGAUUGCGCCACAGGAACGUGGUUUAGGCAUGCGCGUUGUUGCUGCUCCUAGUAGCGUAUUAGUAGCAAACUGCACGCGUUGUUCUCGUUUUAGUUUUCAACAGCUUUGCAAAGCAACAACAACAACAUGAUUUGUCUGUCUGACUGAGUUCCGGCAAAUCCUUUUCGCCGCGAUGGCGCCUCUCGUUAAGGGUUUAAUUAUUAUUAUUUUAAACAAUUUCUUAGAACCCUCCAAAAGCGUGUACAUGAACUGAACAAGAGAGAGACAGAGAAAGAGAGAGCAGUGGAAGUUUUAUGAAUUAGUUUUACUUUAUCAUAUCAUAUCAAUCUUUUUUUUUUGCCGCAUUCACUGCCCGGCGGGUCUCGCCCAUCGGUCCCCGGUGUCUGCCGGUGUGAGUGGAAACCUAUUUUAUGCUUAUUUUAUUACAAGUUUUAUGCUAACUUAUACAAAACUGUGUAGGAUUAGUUGUGUAUGGUUUGAGCAGCAUCUUUAUCAUUAUUGCACCCCAUACUGUAGAUGAAGCAAAAAAAAAAAAACUCGCGAACCCCCAACACACGGUGUUUUAUACUAGUUACUCAGUGGUAGUACUUUCUUCCGAUGUUUGCGCCUUCCCCUCCCCCCGAACCGCCAAUCAUUAUCACGCCACGUGGCAUUCACGUGCUAUUGGAAAGUAUUUUCGGCUACCAAUUACUACUAUACCAUGUUUUUUUGUUUAUUUAAUUGUAUCACGCCAGGUUUAGUCUUAUCCGAUUUUUUUUAAAUAUGUUGCCCCGCCUUCCUUCAUGCGCGUUCUUCGCGACAACCGCUUCCUAAAAUAAAAGCGACGGCCAACACUGAGACACGUUGCAGGUGCAAUUAGCUUACGUUUAUUGUUUUUUUUUACGCACUUUGCUCCGAAUCGAUGGUGGUGUGAAUGCAAAAGCAAGCAAACUAACGAUGAUGAUGAUGAUGAUGAUGCAAAGGGAAAGGAUUAUUCUAUAGUAUGCGUAAUAGAGUAGAGAGAGCGAGAGAAAGCUAGAGCAAGUAAAUGAUGAAUGAUGAUUAUGACACAUCCUCCUAGAGCAGCCCGCCCAUAUGUAAUGAUUGUGAAGAAAAGUAAAACAAAACAAAACAAAAAACAAAGGUCCGUAUGGAUCCGUUUUUGCCGCUUUGUAAUAACUCGAAACAAAACUUAGUUUAUCCGUUAAAGCAAACAAAAAUACCACACAUGUAAGAAGCAUACAUGCAAAUACAAGCAAACCGAAUGUAACAGUCGAAUUAGUGCAACUAGUAAAACAAACCCCCAUUACAUCUAUCUACAAUCAGAUCAAAUCACAAUGCAAACACAAACACACUCACACCUGCACUACUGCAAACACUGCUGCAGGCGUGGAGAAAAUUUCAUAAGCAUCAUUAAUUUAUUAUUAUAUUUAUUAUUGUACUUGUAAUAAGAUAUUUAACCGAUACCCCUCACCCACCCCACAUAUGGCGCAAAAAUACACACUAGAGGGGGGAAACAAGAGAUAAAAGGCAAGCGAAGGAAAGCGCACGUAACGCAAAAAAAAAAACGCACGGCAGUGUUAACAAUUGUGGCGUCUCAGCACAUUGGGGCAAAGAAGGGACUCACUCUGCGAGCGUCAUAGAGAAAAGAGGGAGAGAGAAACAACAAACAGUGAACACACAACUAAAUGAUCCAAAACGGUUAGAACAAAAUAGGAAUGUAAAGAAAAAUGAUAGAAUGGCAAAGUUGGAAUGGGAAAUUAAAGUAAAAUAAAUAUAAGAUUUAGAGAUUUAAUUAUUCGCGUUUGCGGUGUUUUUUUUUUUUUUGUAUUGACAUUGUUUCUACAUGUAUGGCCAUGACCGGGCAGAUUCGCGAUUCAGUUCUUGACCGAAGGAAGAUCCAGAAACUUGUUCUCGAAUUGCAAAAAAGUCCAGUAUCAGUUCUAGCAAUGGUUUCGUUUGAGGAUCCAUUUUAGAAUCUGUAUGGGGACUGAUACACUUGAGACACGUUCCCUACACAGAACAACUUUUUUCAUACAAAACGGGCAAAAUUUGGUUGGAAUAGUUUUGAGAGGCUUUGGCUCCUGUGGAGUUCUUUCGCCUCAAGGUAAAAUUUAGUUCCUGCUCCCACCUUGUGAUGCAGAACAGGCACAAGGUAAUUCAGCUGGGAGUCACUCACUUUUGAUGAGUGCCCCUAUCAUUUUCAGUGAGAGCAAAAGACGUAGAUUUUCAUAUCGAUUUGCUCUCUCCCUUCUGCUAAUGAAGGUAUAGGAAACGUAUGAGAUAACGAUUAUGUUCCAGAAAUGAUAUCAACUCCAGGAUUAGUAUGGAUAGUAGUGACAGGGUUAGUUCCAGGGCAGAUUAGGACCGAUAUUAAUUCGGGAACAGUUUCAGGACCAAUAUGGGUUCAGGAUCACUCCCAAAACCGGUAUGGGUUUAGAAUUAGUUUCACUUCCUGUAAUGGAUCAGCAUUAGUCUCUUUGGAUGUGCCCUAUGUAUUGCAGGGGCACUUAGCAAUUCAGUUAAAAAAAACCUUUUCCAAAAUUCACAAUUCAUUACAUUACACAUCCAAGUUUUUUUGCGUUGCCCUGUAACCAGGUCAAAUCAACUAGUGAAAAUAAAACUUGCUGGUAAAGGUAGAAACAAAAUUUAAACUGAUUACAUCUUGGGCCCACACUUCGGUGCUACAUUUAAGUCCUGGAUCUCAGAACUGAUGAACCGUGAACUAUCCCAACCCGGGAACUGAUUCCAAAGCGAACCCGUCGUUGAAAGGCAUUCCGAAUCAAUCCGAAUCCUGAAUCAAAUCUGAAUCUAAUGUUGAAAUUGAUCACGAAUCUAUCUUAGUCUAGCACCUGAGGGCCGAAGGAACUAGAUCUGAAACAGAACUUAAGCUUCAUGAGUCAAUAACUUACCAUUACAAGCGAAUUUUAAAGAGAAAGAUAUCUAAUAUGUAAAUUUUUAGUCGCAAUCAUUAAAAAUGCUAUGGUGGAAUUCCGUUUGUCCGGGUGUUUGUUAAUCCGGGGCACGAAAUGACAGCUCAUGUUUAUCGUAACUCGGAGUAUGAUGUAAUUUUAUCACGAACAAAAACACAAAAAUUCUUCAUACCCAAUUCUUGCAUAAUCCUAUCGUAAACAUUAAAGAUAAACUCAUAACGCGUUCAUAAUUACUUUAUUUCCGAUGCUCUUUAUGCUCACACUUUCUGCUUCGGGUUUGACAGCCCUGCAACCCUAUAUGUACCUUGGCAACAGCUUGUUACCGCGAUGACGUUUGUUUAUGGACCGACGACAAACAAGUGGACGAGUUUGCUACCAUCGGCUCGUAAACAACAACAGCGAUAAACAAAAUUUUAGUGUAAAUUGUAAAGAAAUUGUUCCCAACCGCCCGCGAUGGACAUGAAGGAUGAAGAAUAUCCUUCCUCAGCGGCGUUCGAGCCGGAGUGGUGCCGGAUCUGCGUGUCCGAGCCGGAGGCGAUACACGGCAUGGACGAGAUGAUAGACGCCGACCAAUCGGUAAGCCUUAACAUGAUGCUGGAGGCAAUGUUUCCCAUGUUUGCCAGUCCGGAAGGGAAAGAUUCACCCAACACCCAGCAACACUUGCCAACGAAAGCGUGCGAUAGCUGCAAGCACAAGAUCAUGAUCGCGUACGGGCUGUACCUGCUGCUGAUAGAGAGCGAAGAGCGGCUGCAGCGCUAUCUAGGGGAAGCUGCACGGUCCUGCACGGACGAUGAGAAGGCGGAACAAUCCUGUGAACCGUACGAGGUGCUGAUCGAGUGUAGCUUUGACGAUGGCGAGACAGCACUGUCGAGGGAGGAGGAACCACCCGCCUUGCGGCCGUUGGAAGCGUUGGACGGGGAAAGUGGCCCGCGGAAAAGAGGCAGACCACGAACCCGGCCACUGCCACAGACCGCCACCGUGCUCGUAGAGGAGGAAAAGCGACCGAAGCGAAUGAGUAAACAAGACCGUAUCAACGAGAGCGUCAUGGAAGAGGAGCCAAUGGUGCUGGAAGAAGAUAUCGUUCUGCUGGAUGAAUCCACGGGAGAACAAACCUCCCAACCAGUGGCAAAGAAACGGGGUCGAAAGCCCAAAGUUCGGGUAGAAAGUACCGAUCAGCUGGAUGAAUCCACCACGGAACAAGCAAUCGAACCACCGGUGGCAAAGAAACGGGGUCGAAAGCCUAAAGUUCGGGCAGAAAGCAUCGAUAAGCUGGAUGAUUCCACGGCGGAACAAAGCGUCGAACCACCGGUGGCAAAGAAACGGGGCCGGAAGCCAAAAAUUAAACCCGAACCAGCCGAAGGCGAUGAAAGCAGCACGGAGGGCAGGAAGGAACGGAAGCAAAGCGCAACGAUCAAGGUGGAAGCGGCCGAAUAUUUGUCGGAUCAGGGUGGCAGUGGCGUUGAGCUAGAGUCUAAGGUGGACGUGUACAACUGUCAGCUGUGCGAGGGGCACACGUACGGGUCGCCCACCGAGCUGACCGACCACCUGAAGGCGGAACAUCCGGACCUGAUACGCACGUGCGACAAGUGUCCGAAGGUGUUCAUGACGGAGGCGGCGUACCAGCAUCACCAGUACUGCCAUGCGACGCUGCGCUCCUACUUCUGCAUGUUCUGCGACAAGGGCUUCCAGACGGAGAAUCUGCUGAAAAGCCACACCAAGUCGCACACGGAGAUGGCCGAGUUUUUGUGCUCGCUGUGCGGGAAGAAGUUCAACAACAAGAGCAACCUGCGGCAGCAUCUGGUGCGCCACACGGGCGUGAAACCGUGGGCCUGUACGCAGUGCCCGAGCCGGUUCUGUACGAAGGGUGCAUUAAACUUACACCAGAGAACACACUCGAAGCUAAGACCGUUCAGUUGCGAUAUUUGUGGCUCACAGUUCCACACACGAUACUCCCUGAUCAAGCACCAGCUAAUCCAUACAGGUGAACGUCCGUACAGUUGCGAUCUCUGCCCGAUGAGAUUCGUCUCGACCUACCACGUGAAACGGCACAUGCUUACGCACACCGGUGAAAAGCCGUUCAAAUGCACGUACUGUGAGCGCAGCUUCGCGCAAAGCAACGACAUGGUGAAGCACAUGAAAACGCACGUGGGCGAAAACCCGUACCAGUGCGAUCGGUGUGAAGCAUCGUUCCGGCUGCUCACCGAUCUGCGCAACCACUACAAGGAGACGUGCACGCCGGUCGAUAAAGGGGCCGGUUCGUCCGCGGACGAGGGGAAAGCGAUACGGUUCACAAGCACAAGCAUUCUGAAGAUGCGAUACGAGAAAGAGAUGGGCCAGUACAGCGAGCAGCGGUACGAGGAAAGCGCUGGCCAGCGGAAGGUCAUGGCAGAGGCGACCGAGUUUCCUGCAAUGGAGUAGGGAGG